This is a messenger RNA of Formica exsecta, 816 nucleotides long. RefSeq lists its product as uncharacterized. Bases 355 to 816 code for a protein of 153 amino acids. The transcript has 3 exons. The record is from RefSeq and is a predicted model, not a curated record. Lineage: Eukaryota; Metazoa; Arthropoda; Insecta; Hymenoptera; Formicidae.
CUACGACGAGGAACGCUCGGAGAUCUUGGCGAGGAAGCGCUCGCGAAUUUCCGCAACAGUUUGCCGCCGCGAAUCGCGCGCGCGGACGCGGCGAUUCGAAUCGGCACGCGUCCUCCCCGUAGUCGUCGUCGUUCAUCGUUGUCGUCGUUCUCACCUCUCGCUCGAACGACGCGCGUUUCCCCCAUGCGGCCGAAUGCGUCGCGGCCUGCGAGACGACAGGUCGCACACGCGCGCGUGUGAGCGCGCUCGUGUGCGUACGUGCGUGCGUGACAUUUCCUUGGAGUACGCGCGGAUUUAUCUCCCGACGCUGUGAAAUGCUGACGAGCUGGCGGUAUGUCUGCGACGGCAUAGUCAAUGCGGACACGCGACUACGCACGGGUGAGUGCGCCGGCACAGUCAAUGCAACCGUUUGCCAGGGGGAACCCCCGGGUUCCCAGCCCUGGCCCGUUGCGACCCUUUACACCGCCGGACCUCUCUUCCAUACCUCAUAUGGACGGCACGCCCUUGCACAGCAACAAUGUCAGCAACAACGGCAACGACAACGAUGUUCGUAACAACGUGUCGCCCGCCAGCAAUCGGGCGAACGACGGCGCGCAACAAGAAUCCGCCGGGCCCUUUAUCAUCGGCAGUCCCAUCGAUCUCGGGGACAUCGACAAUGUCGACAACAUCGGUCUUCGUCUGGAUCCUGUCACGCGUAGUAGCAGCAGACGGAGAACGCGGGAGCACAUCGAGCUCCAGGAGACCGGCUCGCCGGAUUCGACUUCCGAGGCCCCGGUUGCGUCCAGAGCACGGUUCUUGAUCGUAAAAAUUCAGUGA